AUGAAGAAGCUGGAAGACCAAGCUGAGGCCGCCAUUAAAGCUCAAAGUGAUGCCGAAGAAAAGGCUGAAUCUGCCGAGGCCAUCAGGAAGGUCUCUGAGGCCCAAAGAAAAGAGGCUGAGGAGAAGAUGGCCCAAGCAGAAAAAGAGCUUCAAAAAGCCUUGGCCACCGAAGAGGCUGAAAUUAAGGAUGCUGACGAAAAGGCAUACGCUCAAGGCAUGGCUGAUGUCACGGAGGCUUAUGAACUUCAAGUGAAGCAGGAAGGUGAUGAGGUUCCCAAAGAUGCUGCUCAUGAGAAGUUAUCAGCCAAUGUCCCCUUAGCCGACAAGAGUAUUGAAGAAACUUUGCAAGAAAUUGAUGCUGAGCUGAUGGCGGAGAAGGAGGCCAAGGUUGCUUCUCAACAAUCGUCCGAGGUCCCAACCCAGCUCACUGUCGACGCUGAGGAGCCUUAG
This is a messenger RNA of Camellia sinensis, 450 nucleotides long. Lineage: Eukaryota; Viridiplantae; Streptophyta; Magnoliopsida; Ericales; Theaceae. The record is from RefSeq and is a predicted model, not a curated record.